UAUACAAGUCGUGCAUGCGCCUCGUGGCUGACCGCUGAGUCAAACUGUUCUACGAUGAGUUCCAAUUUGGUAACGGUUCACAAUCAAGAAGAAAAUGUCUACAUUCAACACGGUCACAACGGAGAGAGAUCUUGGAUUGGACUCAAUGACCGAAGUGUGGAGGGCUCCUUUGUGUGGACAAACAAAGAAAUAAGCAAAUUUAGGUUCUGGGCCCCACAGCAACCGAACGACUGGAAAAACGAAGACUGUGUUCACACUCUCGGCGCCAGGCAUGGUUACACUUGGAAUGAUGUGCCAUGUACUAACUAUUACAACUACACUUGUUUUAAAGGUAAUAAGCGUAGCACUAUAAAGAUUUAUAACCGUAUAUAUCUUAAUCUUCACGUUCCAGAGAGUGAAUCUACUGAAUUAAAACUACAUCAAAAAGGUCGAAACACAAUUACAGCAUGUUAGGCAGAUGGUUAGACAGAUUGCACGAAAAUGAAGAGAGGGUAACACCGAUCAGUUUCAUUGUUAGAAACAUAGGGAAACAGGUCGUAUACAUUUGCAUUAAAAAAAAUGUCCAUUGACCUAAAAAUGGCCGCAAAAACAUGAAAUCGGCGUAAUCAAAAGAAGAACUAGACAGCGUUCAUACGUUGGAACCACGGGAAAAGUCGCGCUAACCUCCGCUUACCUUUUAACCCGGUUUUCUAAACACCUCUUUGCAAAUUAUUAAAGAACAUGAGUACAUACGUUAACUCAGGGCACGCUAACGACCCUUUUUGCAAGUUCCUUUUUUCAAACAUUUUUUUUCCCUUGCCAGUGUACGUCAAUUACCCAAAUACACCACAGUAUAUUUUUUUUAAACAAGCUUCAUUUACAAAAAAAGUCAUGUUGUUUGACAAGAAGUCUCUGUGUGCUUACUUUUUAGACUUGGAUGAAUGUACCACUGGUUCCCAUUCCUGUGACGUCAAUUCCGUAUGCCAGAAUACCGUGGGUUCAUACAAAUGCUCGUGUAAUGCUGGGUACACAGGAGAUGGAAAACCUUGCAAUGGUAUUUGAGAUACAGUUGAUCCUCCAUGUGCGACCACCUCUCCUAAGCGACCCAUAAGUCGACAUAGAGCUACACAUAUCGUAACUUUGAAAUUGCACACAAUAAAUUGUUUUUCAAAGAGACAACCUACUCUAAUCUGAAGGUUCUUAAACAAGACGAUGAAACCAUUGAAGGUGCAAUGUUUGUGUGCAAAAGCUCAACACUGUCAUGUCAUUUUGGAAAAAAAGCCUAAAACCAUAUUUGUUAAAACAUAAAAACAACAAACAAACAAGAACCAAAAAAAAUGGAUGCAUUCACCUUAGCUACCAGAUGUAAACCAUCAGGUAGAUUUAAUAUUAGUUAUUCUAACGCUUUACGUAACUUACAAUUCUCAUGCAGAUAUCGACGAGUGUUCUACCAACUCUCACAGCUGUGACGUUAAUGCGGUUUGCAGUAAUACUGUUGGAUCGUACGCAUGCGCAUGUAAAGCAGGAUUCGCAGGCAAUGGAAAAACACGCUCUGGUAAGCUGUUGCGGUGUUGUAAAAAAACGCUUCCAAACGAUGUGCGUGCCUGUGUUUUCUAUAUUCGAUCUUUACAUUUAAACAUGUAGAAAACGAUGGACAUAUAGAUUGUUUUCACAUGACGUCACGGCGGCCAUAUUGGUGUCCCAAAACAAUGAAACGGCGGCCAUGUUGGUGUCCCAAACCAGUCCUCUGGGAGUUGCACUCUUUUCUUAUACAAACGCUUUCUUUUGUUCCAAUAUAUUUGCAUAGAUGUUGGCCACGUGAGUGAAAACACUCUAUAACCUCAAUAGUUCCAAAUAAUAAUUAAAGCGAAACUAGAAAUACGUAUCUCGCAAAAUUUCACUAAACUCGUUCUUUCACAAUUGUCAAGCCCAGCCGGUUAGAAACUGAUUAGGUGACCAGGCUCUAAUCUGUCGUUAGACCUGGGACUCCUCUCUGUCUUCUGUUUUGUUUCAUUAUCCUAUUUGAUUUUCAUAUGCGUAUUUUAAAGCAUAUUUAGCACUUAACGGCUUAACCUCAAAACAAAGAUAGAUUUCAGGGAAGUUUAAAGGUAUUUUCUGUAAAACCCAAACUGAGAAGCACGUCCGACAAACAUAUCCUGCGAGCUAAAGCACAGGGGGCCCACACAAUCUGUUUGUGUAGCCCAUUGUUAUUUUAUAGUAACUGUACUGGAUUUACCGUUUCCUUCACCUAUAGCGAUAUAUCGCUAACUAUGUAUAUAAAUAAAUGAUAAAUAAACGUUGAAUUACCUUGCCUGUUGUGUAUAGUCGUCCUUUUGCCUCAAAAGCGGUUUUUUGAGCGAUUUUGAAUGAAUUUGAGUUCGCCGUUGACUGUUCCAUAUAAUAGAAGGACUUCUAUUAUAUGGAACAGUCAACGGAGAACUCAAAUUCAUUCAAAAUCGCUCAAAAAAUGCAAUGGUAUUUGAGAUACAGUUGAUCCUCCAUGUGCGACCACCUCUCCUAAGCGACCCAUAAGUCGACAUAGAGCUACACAUAUCGUAACUUUGAAAUUGCACACAAUAAAUUGUUUUUCAAAGAGACAACCUACUCUAAUCUGAAGGUUCUUAAACAAGACGAUGAAACCAUUGAAGGUGCAAUGUUUGUGUGCAAAAGCUCAACACUGCCAUGUCAUUUUGGAAAAAAGCCUAAAACCAUAUUUGUUAAAACAUAAAAACAACAAACAAACAAGAACCAAAAAAAAUGGAUGCAUUCACCUUAGCUACCAGAUGUAAACCAUCAGGUAGAUUUAAUAUUAGUUAUUCUAACGCUUUACGUAACUUACAAUCCUCAUGCAGAUAUCGACGAGUGUUCUACCAACUCUCACAGCUGUGACGUUGACGCGGUUUGCAGUAAUACUGUUGGAUCGUACGCAUGCGCAUGUAAAGCAGGAUUCACAGUCGAUGGAAAAACAUGCUCUGGUAAGCUGUUGCGGUGUUGCAAAAAAAAAAAAAAAAAACGCUUCCAAAACGAUGUGCGUGCCUGUAUUUUCUACAUUCGAUCUUUACAUUUAAACAUGUAGAAAACGAUGGGCAUAUAACCUCAAUGGUUCGAAAAAUAAAUAAAGUAAAACUAGAAAUACGUAUCUCGCAAACUUUCAUUAAACUCGGUCAUGCACAGUUGUCAAGCAAAACCGGUUAGAAACUGAUUGGGUGACAAUGGUCUAAUCUGUCGUAAGACCUAGGACUCCUUUCUCUUCUGUUUUCUUUUUGUCUAAUUGUCCUAUUUGAUUUUUAAAUGCCUUGAAUCAAACCCUUAUGAGUUUCUGGUGUAAUGUAAUGUUUUUUCCCUUCGUUUCUAUGUAAAAAAGGCAAAAAAAAAAUCGAUUACCUAUUGUACUUAAACAGGAUUAACGCAUAGAGAGAAUGAGAGUAAAUGACCUUGUUGACCAAGAGUUUGCUGCAUCACUAAACAAGAAGCCUUCCUCACUUUUUUUUCCAGAUAUCGACGAGUGCUCUACCAACUCUCACAGCUGUGACGUUAAUGCCGUGUGUAGUAAUACUGUUGGAUCUUACGCAUGCGCAUGUAAAGCAGGAUUCACAGGAGAUGGAUUCACAUGCACUGGUGAGUCGUUUGAGUACAAUUUUGUUUGUUAGAUAUGUUUGUUUUUUGAGUGAACCGACAACAACGACAGCAAUGCAACAGUCUUUUGUGCUCUUCUCGCCUUUUACAGUUAAAGUUUUGGUUAGGCUGGAAUUUAUACUAAUUUUAGUAUUGACUAUUUAGUAAACAAAAACAAAAGCGGAGCCAAGCGGCCAGUUUAUAUGACAAGUGCAACGAUGGCGACUGUUCAACCCUGCGAUUAUUAUUUUUUUUUUUUGGCCAAAAAGUCACUUGGUUCGAUACCUUAACUGUAAAACAAUGAGAAAUAAUGAUAAACAAUCAUGUGUUAUUGUUUCUGCGACCAAUGAGGAAACACCUUAGAGCAGCUCUUUCAUUACUGGUUUUUUUUUUUUUUUUGGCAUCACGCUUAAGAUAAUUCAUUUCGUUUUUCUCGUUCUGUUUUCUUUUAGCAAUGAAAACCGUUCUGAUUAUACAUUUUGGCAUUUUUCGUUUUGUAGAUAUUGACGAGUACUCCAGCGGUACUCAUAACUGCCACAGUUCACUUGCUUCAUGUACAAACACAGUGGGAUCUUUUAGUUGUUCAUGCGACAAUCCUUACACUGGAAAUGGCAGAUCUUGCAAUCUAGCAUCAGGUAAUCAACUCGCCGAAUAUUAGGAAGAUGUCCGUUUACUAAACCUCUAAUAAUUAUGCCGGCAUAGGGAACGUCGUUACAUCCGGUAGGAUUGUCCCAAUACUCAUUUCGUACCUAAGUGACUAAGCCAGCCUUCAACAAAUGUUUGAGCUUCUCACUCUUCUCACUCGUUCAAUAAUUGUUGAAUAUAUGAACUGAUUAUGACUAAAUAAGGUUAUCUCAAUAUAAGCUUCAAUAGAAGACGAACACUUUGAACUUGUCUCCGCCAUGUUAAGGCGGGGAACAAAAAAAUCAUUAUAUCGAUCACGAUAUGAGCACUAUUACUUUUAAUCAGGCGAGUUUAUUUCCUUAAUUUUGCCGAAUAACUGCGAAGCGGUUAACUUAUCGUCGAGAACUAACUGUUACCUAAGUUCUACAACUUUAAGUUGAACAGAGGAAGACUUAAGUUAGUGGUCUUAGUUAUUUGGCGAUAGGGUAAACAUAUCUUUUUUGUUUACUGGAGAUAUAAACUGCAUGCAUUCGGAGAUAGACCCAAAGCAAGAGACAGAGAAUGUUCCACUAAAUCCUAAUUCGCUAGUAUCUUUUCCCCCUUUUUUUAGUAUAUUGUGUCUUAUAUUUUGUUUUUAUUCAUUCACGGUGACCUUUGAAAGAAAUUCAGUUUGCUGCAUCCGCUUUCCUUUCCCUUACAGUGUAUUUUGUUUCGCUCUUCUUUUACUUUAUUCUUAUUUAUUAAUUCUGUGCAAAUUUGUUUUACGACAUUUUACCCUGAACGCCAAACGAAGAUAAACACGACUUCAAUCAGUAAUAUAUUCGUACCGUGCGCAACAUUACAUUGGGGGAGCUUAAGCAUUGAAGACCACCAUAGUAAUAAAUUUAGAUUAGCAACUUUGCACGUUUAUCAUGCUUUACUGAAUAAGGUGAAACUUCCUUGAAAAACUUAUCAAUAUUUUUUAGUAGGCGUAUCGUCCAAUGGACUUUACGAACUUAAACACUUGGGGCGGGGAGGGAGGGGGAUUAAUUCGGUCUGAGGGAAAAUACGAGUUAGAAUGGCUGAAACAAUUUAAUGCAGAUAAGGAUGAACGUUUUAUAUAAAUAGUAAUGCAAAUGAACUGUUAUGUAAUACGGUCAUCCUAAUUUGCAGCAAAAUGAAAAGUCAAAACGUACUUGAACAAAAACAAUCGAGGUCAAAAAAAAUUCACCCUAAAACAAACAACAACAAAAAAACCUUAUUCUUAAAAAAAAAAAAGAAAAAAAUUCUCGAAGUUUUUUAAGUGAGAAACACCAGGCCAAUCCAAUUUCACUACUGAUAUCGGGCCAAGAAGAAGCUGGUGAAGCAGGAGACACAAGCAGUUCUUACAUGUAUCCGUCACUGACCGGUUUGCGAUUCUGCAAAACUUAUGAAUUCCCAUUAUGUCGCGUCGCGUCGUAGUUGGAUGGAGCGACACUCUCUUUGAACGUUUUUCCCUCUUGUACGAUUCAGAAUAACUGUCACUGGAAAUUUAUUUAAUUUGGAUAGCAGUUUUGCGAAGGCAGGUAGACGCUUAAGGCCUGUUUACAUGGAAGUAGGGAUCCCCAGGUUUAAGUGAGGUGACCCGCUUAGGUAGGGUAACCCGCCUGUCUUUACAAUCUCUCGUAUGGUCACCCCCUACCUAUUAUGUAAACUUGAUCAAAUUAAAAUGAGAGAUUAUAUGGACAGGCGGGUUACCAACUACACGUGAACAGGUCUCUAAACUGUGUACUUGAGGUUGUACAAUGUAUUUGCAUAAUUAUAUCUGACCAACCUUUGUUAUUUUGGCUGCUUGUGUGUUCCCAUUUUAUUGUUUUUGUUUUGUUUUUUUUUUCAGUAAAAAAGAGAAAGCCGUUAUUUAGAAAAAUCCUAUUGAAAUGAAAUAUUUAGUAACAGUAAUUGUUUAUCAGGCUACCCCAUAAAAUGGCUUUUCAGCCAACUUUGCAAUUGCAAUUUGAUAAUUAAAAGCAUAAUUAUCUACUUCACAAUAUGUGAAAUUUAUUGGAAAAAAACUGAAAUAAGGAAAUGACGCCUCUUCACUUCAGCCUUAUAUUAAGCCCCCGCUCAAAAGUGCUUGAAAAAAAUAAGUCCCCGGGGGGCUUAAUAGAGGAUUUACGGUAAGCUGCUUGACAUUCUCUUUAUUACCUAAAGAUUCUGCAAAGUCAUUCCAGAAGCGGACUGCUCAUGGCAGCUGACCGGAAGGCAUGUCUAACUUGUUUCUGUUUCCGAUAUUACGAGAGUGCGCAUCGACCAUUUUCUUAAACCUGUUACAGAUAAGGGGCUGGGCAAGCCUCUUAACAUGUGUUAAAUAAGCUCGAAUUUUUUUUAAGGCUUGUCAAAGAAAGCAAGGCACGCGUUUUAUCACUGGUUAGAAAAUCUUGCGCUCAUUACGCUCGAAUGUUAAACCAGUGAUAAAACACUGCUGUUCAUGUUUUAAACAUUUACUAAACACGGAACGCUUCAGACUAGAAAACGAUUGUUUUUCCUUUUCCUACAUUGAGAUACAUUACCUUAGAAUUAAACACCAUAAAACAUUCACCAACAUUUGACAAUUAACUUGAACGAAAUGGAAUAAGAGUGAAAAAAUUAAUUUGAAACAGCGUAAAUACACUUUUUUGUGGCGUUUUCGCUCCAUGCCUUCGCAGUAGUGGUUGCUUGACGCUCCUUAUAUGGAAAGAGACCGUGACUGAUAGGGAGAUCGGGUAUGCCAAAUAUGGAGAAUAUGGAAUCUACGUCUCCGACUGAGUUAAAUAAACUUUGGAGGGGCUAAACUGUAACGUCACUGAAAUUCGCAGUAGGCUGCGAGAUUAAAAGCAUGCCAUUUGAAGAGAGAGCAUCAUGCCGCCAGCACGCAAGCUCAGAAAGAAAAAAAAAACUUUAUAGGCGUUUGUUAUUUUGCGCCUUUUCCUGAUCAUUAUGAUAACAAGCUUCAAGCGUAUCUGACACUUGCUAGCUUGUUAUUGUAAAGGGAAGAUCUACAGGAAGUCUAGUUCGCUGCUUUCCGUUAUUUGCUCUAUGAGAUCCCUUGACGCACACGGAUCCGUGCAGAAGAAGAAAAUGAAAUUGCAUGAAACUGCAGCCAAUGAAAAAAAUCAAACAGGAAUAGUUCGUACUUCCUUUUGAGUUCAUGGGCAUCCUCACUCAAGGGAGUGAAACUCAACCUUGCUGCCAAUGUUCCCAGGCAACCUUAUAGCACUAGACCACUCAGUAAGAAUUUUUUUUUUUUUUACAGUUGCAAAGGUAUAAAGUAAAAGUAUUUUAUUACCUACACUACAACGCGCGGAAUUUGUGAGUUUUUUUAGUUAGCCACAUUUUCAUUAACUAACUGAGUUAUUCCUCGCGCGUUGAUAGGAUAAUUUCUUUCAAUAAUAAGGGACCGACCAUUUAACUCUUUAGGUGGGGGGGGGGGAUUUCUGCUCAUCAAGAAUUUUUUUUCUAGCAAUCUGCUGGGCAGGAUAUUUUUUUCCCUUCUAAAUGCCCCGCAGGAUAUUUUUUUCCCUCCUCAUUUCUCUGCAGGAUUUUUUUCCUCAAAAAAGGGUCAUGUGUUUACAUAUACAGAAUGUAUUUACAUUUACAUUGUGGUCAUUGCAGUAAUAAUUCUAAUAUGGAGCUGCAAAGCCUUAAAAUUGUAUAGCUAUGUUUUUGGAAAGUCAUUCUUUACACUCAUUUUAUAUUACGUCACAAUAAAGUGAUGCAUCACAGGCAGAUGUGAAAACGUUUAGUUUCUUAAUUAAAAAAAUAGCCAAACUUUGUCCAAGGGAGGGGAUGUUUUGAAUAACAAUUAAGGUUUGAAAUGGCAGAGGGUGUGGAAUUUGAAUUUUAUUGACCAAGAAUAUUUGAAAUCAAUCGUCAAUAGCCCCCGGGUAUCCCUGCACUCCCCCCAUUGGGGCUAGACAUUGAUAGGUGCAUUACUAAAACUUAAAAAAAUAUUACAUUAAAAUAGAAAAACGGCAUUGCAAAAAUAUUAUAUUUAAAUAGAAAAUAAUUACAUAAAAAUGUUUCUGUUAAAAACGAGAAAAAUAACUUCCUUUGUCUAUUAAAACUUGAUUCUUUAAUAAAAAAAAAAUUACCUCCAUUUAGCUUGUGAUAAGCUAAUAAUGCAUCGCACAUAUGAAGCAAUAAUUUUGCAGCAUCAUCAAAUCCAGUGUUCAAAAGGAGCAAGGGAAGAGAAUGGUUCCAGUUUUGCUGCGAUUUUGUAAAGCCCCCCGGAAUGACGAAAUAGCUUUGCAACAUUUUUUCUUUCUUUCUUUCUUACAGCAGCGCAAUAAUUUUUUUUCGAUUACAUUUAAUUGUGCUGCAUGCAAUUUUUUUUUCUUCCGACACGCGCGCUUGCAGGAAAGAGUUAAAUGGUCGGCCCCCAAGAGAACAGAGAUAAAAUUUUAAUUUCUGUAAGACGAAACACCCGCUUAGGGACUGUGCAAUAAUUAUCAGGAAGGGGGGGUCCUAAAAUGAGCUUCACCAAAGGAAAAAUAAGAUAAGUCCCCCCCACCAGCAGCGUCAAGAUUAGCUCUGACCCCCCCUCACGUUCUCUCAAAAUUAUGAUGUGUUUAUGCUGGUGCAAUAUUUAGACAUUAUACGGAUAGUCAAAGGAGUGGCAUCUGUCUAUUUGGAAAAUGUUUAUUUAUUCAUUAUCGAAUUUGUGAAGACCCCCCUCAACUUACUUGAGAAAUCUAAUGUAGAGCUCCCCCUCCUUCCCAUUAUUUUAACUUUGCCCCCCUCCCUCUGGUUUUGGGCCCCCCCUCCUGAUAAUUAUUGCACAGUCCCUUAAUACGGACACCCGUAUACACCCGUAUAAACGGACAGUUUCUAAUAUUUACCCUUUUAAUAUGGACACCGGCUAAUACAAGGAAUAAAUGGACACUUUUCUGUGUCCCGGGGCACAAACUCUGUCAACGCUGCUAUUUAUGGACACAGGUAAUAUGCGUACCGUCUAUUUUCCUUGUCACAAUUACGUGCUAAUUGUAGAUAUUUUACGCUGUUUAAACAAUGACAGAUUUCUUUGGGUUUAAAUAGCAGAAUAGCGUGAUAUGCUUGAUUUUAAGUCUGUCUUUUUUCCCAUGUUUGACCCUUGCACCAUAUGUAGCCAUUAAAUGAUUUUUUCCGCCUCCUACUUCACAAGUUUCACUUCCUUGGCUUUCCGCCGCAGUCAUCGGUCCUACCCUUCUUCCUCUUUGUUUGCCUCAGUCUUUAUAUUGAUACAACAUGUGUCCUGGACUUUUUUUCGAGGAGCCCUCUUAAUAAGGCCAUCUGGAUGAUACACACACCAUGGCAUGUCCCCUAACUGUCCUUCAGUGUUAAUCGAGUUCUUCUAGAGUUUCUUUUUGAAAAGAAAGUAAAAAUGUUUAUUACUGAUCCUUUUUUCCAAACUUUUGUUAUUAUAGUAAAAAGGAAAUUGACCCCAGGUCAUAACAUUGUCAAAUUUUCUGGUAGAUUCACUCGCCUGGGACUCGUGCACGUGGAUCCACAACACUUCUACAACGUUAUGAUGCUAUUUUAUCAUCAAUAAGAGGACAGACGAUAAAAAACCUAGCGUCAAUGUGAUUAAUUGAACCAAUUUUAGCGCAUAAAAUUAUUAUUUAACCUACUAUUUCCCUACUUCAUCGUAUGAAGCAGAGAUCACUCAUCCAUUUGCAGCCGCAGAUCGAGGCAGCUUAAGAAUGUCUACAGGAUAUAUUUGUUUCCCUUUUCCAUGUCAUUGCUUAAACUUGACUGUAUGUCCACCAUGGGAAAUGUUAGAUGACGCAAAAAUUACCGACUUUGAGCCUGUUUAUGUACAAUACAUAAAACGUUUCGAAACAUUAAAUUACAAGAGAUAUUAAAAUAUUCAAUGAUUUUCUAGCUUUUCAAAAGUUAAAUCAUUAUUAUUUUUUUAUAUAUAGCAGAAUGUCAGAAUUACACAAGUCUUAAAAGCGGUGACAGAAAGAUUACGUACAUUACACGAAACUCUCGUUGUGACAGUGGAAUCGGACCUGGUUGGUUCCGUUUCGAGGGGUCCGCCGGUACAAGAAUGGCAACUUCAUGUCCACCUGGUGAAAGGUGUGGCGCUGUUGCACCCGGCUGGUUGAAUGGUGGACACCCCACGGUAGCAGAUGGUCAGGUCAGCAGGACGGUGUGUUUUUCCCUCGAGAAUAACUGCUGUCAAUGGUCAACAGACAUCUAUGUGAGAAAUUGUGGUUCAUUUUAUGUGUACUAUUUUAGUGGUAGUACACCUACUUGUGAUCUCCGUUAUUGUAGUACUAACUAA
Molecule: messenger RNA, 10480 nt
Organism: Porites lobata
Lineage: Eukaryota; Metazoa; Cnidaria; Anthozoa; Scleractinia; Poritidae
Source: the annotation of a GenBank genome assembly